AUGUCGAAGGUCGACUACGUGCGGCAAUUGGACCCGCCCCGGCCAUAUCGCUCGAACGAAGUGGAGCCCCAACUGUGGAGCAUUCGCGAGGAGAGUCGUACCGUCUUCGGGGACCCAGAGAUCACUAAGCAACCCACUGAAACUAUGCUGCGUUCACUUGCCCAGCCCACGAGCACCAACUACAAAGGGCAAAUCCGGAGAGUGGACAUCAGCCCCUUCGGGUGCAUAGAGGUGCACCACGGGGACAUCUUCAGCUUCUGGGAUCAGGAGAUGACAGAAAAGCUCACAGCCUCCGAACUUGGAAGAGAAGCGGAGGGCAAAAGUGGGGUUGCUGGUCGCGUAAUGGUCCUACCCAUGGCCCCCAACUUGCUGCCUUACCGUGGCCUGGGCCUGGAGGCAUAUGACAGAGGAGGGCCUGCAGUAGUAAAGGCCACCUAUGAGGCUGCCCUUCAGUGUUCGCAUCUCAGCCGAGAAGACAUUGAACAGGGAGCCAAUAUCAAUCUUGAAGCGGGCGAUGCAUUGGAGGUGCCCAUGCACUUCUCCGUCAGCUUCCUGCGAAGGCAAUUGGACUCCUUGGAGGUGAUGGCUUCAAACCCAUUGGCAGAGCGUCUUCGAAAGGAGAAGGACUUCAACAAGAUCAUUUUCAUGAUCAUGCCAUGGAUUUGGCAAGGCAGCCCCAUAGAUGCCGAGAAGCGCUUUCGCAUUUGUGCACGAGAAGCCCUCCAUCGAGCAUCUAAACACUGCCAGCAGGUUGCGCAAGAAGCUUCAGCCAAAAACUGGAAGUACCUGCAAGGUGCUGUGGCAAUACCUAGCAUUGGUGGUGGCAUUUAUGGCUACGAGCCUAGGAAUAGUAGCCUUGCACUGGUCGAGGAGGCUUUUGAGAUGCUCCUGCAAGUGGAGGCAGAACAGCCGAGCUACGCCUUGCAACGGAUCGCCUUUGUCGAUUCGGACCUGGAGACGGCUGAGGCUUUUGCCUCUGCUGUAGUCGAGGUUUCCCGGCGCUGGCUGCCAGCAGAACGUCUCACAACUGCUCCUGAGUGGUGGGGCAAGAAAACACGACGUCUUCUUGUCCUUCCAGAUGUUCCGAACUUCUUUUGGCGACGCUUCAAGGUGAAAUUCAAGAAACGCCAUGGCGUGAAAAAAAGGCAACGAGUGCACUACUUGGGCAACGUCAAGCCGAGGAUAUGGCGGGCGCACAAAGUGCUACAACCACCACCACUGCUUGUGCAUCAGACCGAUGGCGCGAUAGCAGACCAUCAGCUGCAAGCCCGACCCUACUUUUACAGAGGUGUUUCCCAUUGGCUUUUUCCCAGUCGAAGAGGUGGCAUCCAUGUCAUGAAGCGAAGCGCGAGCGGGCAAUGGGUUGGAGUGCUCCGGCACAUGAGAAGCUCGCUGAUUCCGGCAAUACGGCCAAAGUUGUGA
Durusdinium trenchii is the source of this 1422-nucleotide messenger RNA. Lineage: Eukaryota; Dinophyceae; Suessiales; Symbiodiniaceae. The record is from the annotation of a GenBank genome assembly.